AUGGCCCCCACAGAAAGCAACAAGCGUUUGGCUUUGGCCAUUAUCGACUUUCUCGGCUCCAGCCUGAAGGAUGGCACUCUGACCGCCGACGAUGCCGAAUCGAUCGAGAUCGCCCAGUCCUGCAUUGCUGAUACAUUCAAGGUUGACCCUACCGACGAGGCCGCCGUGAAGGAGGCGGUGGGUGGACAGUCUCUUGCCAGCAUCUACAGCGUCUACGAGAAGCUGCGCAGCAAGUCCACUCCCCAGGCCGGCAGUGCUAGCACCGAGCAAUCGCAAACCGACAAGCCCAAGACUGGCGCACCUACUGCUGAGUCUGACAAGUUCAAGUCUGAGGGCAAUGCUCUUAUGUCUCGCAAGGAUUACAAUGGUGCGAUCGCGCAGUACACCAAAGCCCUGGAGAUCGCCCCCGGCAACCCCAUCUACCUCUCCAACCGGGCCGCUGCCUUUUCGGCCUCUAGCCAGCAUGAGAAGGCCGCUGAGGAUGCUGAACUGGCUGUUAGCGUUGACUCCAAGUACUCCAAGGCCUGGAGUCGUCUGGGUCUUGCCCGAUUCGACAUGGGUGACUACCAUGCCGCUAAGGAGGCUUAUGAAAAGGGUAUCGAGGCCGAGGGCAACGGUGGCAGUGACGCCAUGAAACGCGGCCUGGAGACCUCUUCUCGUAAGAUCGAGGAAGCUAGCCGAGGCACUGAGCCCCCAUCUGAAGAGUUGGAUUCUGCACCUGGUGCUUCUCGUGGCGGAGGCGGCAUGCCCGAUCUGUCAGCCUUGGCAGGCAUGCUUGGUGGCGGCGGUGGUGGCGGUGGUAUGCCCGACUUGGGCUCUAUGAUGAGCAACCCUAUGUUUGCCAACAUGGCCCAGAACCUCAUGGGCAACCCCGACAUGCUGAACAACCUAAUGGGCAACCCACGCCUUCGUCAGAUGGCCGAGAACUUCGGUCAGGGCGGUGGUAUGCCGGAUAUGUCUAGUCUUAUGAGCGACCCCAACAUUGCCGACAUGGCCCGUAACAUGAUGGGUGGUGGUGCUGGUGGUGCUGGUGGUGCUGGACAGGGUGGACAGGGUGGACAGGGACAGUGA
Messenger RNA from Penicillium angulare, 1071 nucleotides. RefSeq lists its product as uncharacterized. Gene Ontology annotation, biological process: post-translational protein targeting to endoplasmic reticulum membrane. Gene Ontology annotation, molecular function: protein binding; molecular adaptor activity. The transcript has 3 exons. NCBI's taxonomy places the organism in Eukaryota, Fungi, Ascomycota, Eurotiomycetes, Eurotiales, Aspergillaceae. Gene Ontology annotation, cellular component: membrane; TRC complex. The record is from RefSeq and is a predicted model, not a curated record. Bases 1 to 1071 code for a protein of 356 amino acids.